AUGUCGAGUGGGUUUAAAGAUACCGCUGGAAGAGAGGUUGCGGAGGAUGGAGUGCAGUACGAGGACCCGAAGACAGAUCACGGUGACAAAGGACGACAGCGUGCGCGCGGGCAUCACGGUCAAGUCGCUCAGUCGCAUCGAGCCUGCCGCAGCACGGCGGCGCGGCUUGGGCCGCGCGUCCUCGGCAAGUACAUCACGGCGAGCGUUGUUGGCGUCGCGCUGCUGCUAAUGGGGGUUGGGCCCUGGGCGGCGAUCCCGCUGGCGAUCGAGAAGACGGGGGUUACCAAGGAGGCGGUUGAUGGGUGGGAGAUCAACAAGGCGUUCGGCAGCUAGUGCGUGUUAUGCGUCGAGGGAGUAGUUGGGGAAGGGGCGGUGUAUGAUUAUAGGGGGAUUAGUUGGCUGGCUGGCUGGCUCGCGGGAUGGGACGGGUCGAAGGGAAUGGGACGGUGCGCUGUAUCACAAUAAACGAGAUGAAUGAGUUUCUGGAGCUGGCGGCGCUCAAUAAUCACCCAUCGGCUUCCCCGUUGCCCUGCAUGUACUACGACCCGUACCACUCCUCCGCCUACGGCUGGCUGUGUAAGCCACUCUUGGGAUCACUGGGCCGUGUAGGCAACUACUGUGUGGUCCAGGUUGUUGAAAAGAGGAGAGCAAGCACACUAUCGAGCGCCGCACCAUUAUGGCCAUGGGUAGGCUGGGCUGGAAGGCGUCUAUUUGCCUCUGUGGCAGGACUAGGCAAAUACUGGAAAAGCGGAC
Messenger RNA from Pseudogymnoascus verrucosus, 753 nucleotides. Its product is annotated as 3-ketoacyl-CoA thiolase with broad chain length specificity. The record is from RefSeq and is a predicted model, not a curated record. NCBI's taxonomy places the organism in Eukaryota, Fungi, Ascomycota, Leotiomycetes, Thelebolales, Thelebolaceae. Gene Ontology annotation, cellular component: peroxisome. Gene Ontology annotation, biological process: fatty acid beta-oxidation; phenylacetate catabolic process. Bases 1 to 333 code for a protein of 110 amino acids. The transcript is spliced from 4 exons. Gene Ontology annotation, molecular function: acetyl-CoA C-acyltransferase activity.